This is a messenger RNA of Trichomonas vaginalis G3, 3294 nucleotides long. RefSeq names its product ATP-dependent RNA helicase family. NCBI's taxonomy places the organism in Eukaryota, Parabasalia, Trichomonadida, Trichomonadidae. The record is from RefSeq and is a predicted model, not a curated record. Bases 1 to 3294 code for a protein of 1097 amino acids. Gene Ontology annotation, molecular function: ATP binding; RNA binding. The transcript has a single exon. Gene Ontology annotation, biological process: maturation of SSU-rRNA from tricistronic rRNA transcript (SSU-rRNA, 5.8S rRNA, LSU-rRNA). Gene Ontology annotation, cellular component: nucleolus; intracellular anatomical structure.
AUGAGCAAUAUUAUCAGUGAAGAACUCAAGAAAGAACUUGGAGAAGGCGAUGAUAUUGUCAUUGAUCCUGAGGCUGGUCCAAAAGAGCAACAAGAACAGAAAUUAAAUAAGCAUCAGCUCAGAAAACAACGAAAUCAAGAACGAAAAAUCAAAUCUGCAUCAAAUAGCAGUGAAAAAGCAAAAAUAAAGAAAGAGAAGAUAAGACUUUUACAAGAAAAACGUGCAAGAGUCGGUGAAGUUAUUGCAAAUUUCAAACAAAACGCCGUAUCCAAACAAACAAAGGAGAUUAUGGCUACAUCAUCCAGCAUUGGUGUAAAAAAGACAGAAAAUCAGCUUUACAAGGAAGCAUUACAUCUAAGAGAAUUGAAUUUACCUUACGACAAAGAAAUUAUCGAAAAAAUCGAAAAGAAGAAGAAAGAAAAGGCCGACAGAAUUGCAGCAAUGCCAGCAUUUGUUCCAAUUCAAAAAUCCGAAGAAGAAAUUCCAAAUCGCGAAGAACCAGUUACAACAGAGAAGAUUCAGCAAAAGCAAGCCGCAGUUUUCAAGCCACUUAUACCACCAUCAAGACCAGAACUCGAGAAACGCGAUAUGCCAAGCAAAAUUACAAUUCGUGAUGGAAAACAAGAAACAGUCCAUCUUGAUCGUCCACAAGACGUCAUAGAAGUUAGAAAGAAGCUUCCUAUCAUAGGCCAAGAAACAGAAAUCCUCGAAUCAAUACGUGAAAAUGAUAUAAUUAUUAUUCAAGGUGAUACAGGUUCAGGUAAGACCACACAAGUCCCACAAUUCCUUUACGAAGCAGGAUACGGCACCUUCCGUGCGAAAGGAAAGAUUGUUGUCACAGAACCGAGAAGAGUUGCUGCAAUUAACAUGUCUAAGCGUGUUGCCUACGAAAUGGGCUUCAGACAUGGUGCAGAAGUCGGUUUCCAGAUUCGUGACCAACAUUUACUCACAGAUGCAACAACAAUUAAAUUUGUGACAGAUGGUGUAUUGUUAAAGGAGUUAGAAUCAGAUUUAUUCUUGUCCUCAUACUCAGUAGUAAUUAUUGAUGAAGCUCACGAAAGAACAGUUAACACAGAUGUUUUAAUUGGAUUAUUAUCCAAGAUUGUAAAGACAAGAAGAGAAAGAUCAGAGAAGGAUUCAUCCAUUGAGCCUCUUAAGCUGAUUAUUAUGUCUGCUACAUUAAGGUCAGAAGAUUUCACUAAGAACGAAAAAUUAUUUGAAGUUCCACCUAAAGAAAUCAAAGUUCCAGGUAGAAUGUAUCCUGUUACAGACCAAUAUCCUAAAGAUACACCUGCUCCUGAAAACGUUAACAAAUGUAUCAAGAAUUUGGUUGAUCAUCUCCAUGAAACACUUCCUGAUGGUUCAAUCUUAGUUUUCGUUCCAGGAAAAAGCGAUAUCAACGAACUUGUUGGCUAUUUCAGAUCAUUACCAACAGUAGAUCCUUCAAAGUCAAACAAAGAUAAACCAAAGGACGAACAAAAAGUGACAAAGGGAACUUCCUCCAAACCAGAGACCGAAAAACCAAAAGAACAAAAGCAAGAAACAGAAGAGAACGUUGACGAAGACGAUGAGAAUGAAAUCUUUAUUGAUGACAGUGGAAAGAGACACAGAAAACUCAAACCAAUCGAAAACUUUGAAGACAUGAUGUAUGGAAACCUUCCACCUGUUACAAGUCGCAAGCCAAUGUUAGUAUUACCUUUGUAUUCAUUGCUCGAUCCAUACGAACAAGAAAAAGUCUUCAAAGAUCCACCAAAAGACAAGAGAGUCAUCAUUUUCUCAACAAACGUUGCAGAAACAUCUCUUACAAUUCCAGGAGUAAGAUAUGUUGUUGAUUCAGGUCUCGAGAAAGUCAGAGUCUAUGAUUUCUCCAAACAAAACGUCAACGCAAAAGUCCAAUACAUUUCCAAGGCUUCUGCGAAGCAGAGGAAAGGAAGAGCAGGCAGAACAUCACCUGGCUAUUGCUUCAGACUCUAUUCACAAGCCUACAAACACAACGCUUUCGAGAAAUACUCUCCUCCAGAGAUAUUAAAGCGACCAAUUACAGAAGUAGUUCUACUUCUCAAGUCAAUGGGAUUAAACGACAUUUCUAAGUUUCCAUUUCCCACUCAAAUCAACGAAGAAAACAUCAAACAGAGUGAACUGAUUUUGCAACAUCUCGGAGCAAUUGAAACAGAAACUCCUCGCAAAAUCACACAGUUAGGAAGAAUAAUGGUUGGUUAUCCAUUGGAUCCAAGACUCUCUAAGAUCUUGAUCAUGGCAAAAGCAAACGGUCUCUUGGAUUACGCAGCUGUAAUUGUCGGAGUUCUUUCUGUAAGAGAACCAUUUGAAAGUAAUUCAAAUGAAAAAAGUGACAAUGCUUUAGAUGUUGAUGCAGACAAUUCAGAUAUAUUGUAUGCCAUGAAGAUGUUUUGUGCAUGGCAAUACGAACAACCUGAAGAGCGUCAGAAGUUCUGUUUGGAUAACAAUCUCAGACCGAAAGCCAUGGAAGAAAUACAAAAUAUCAGAUUCCAACUCAAAAAAUUACUUGUCAAAAAUAAAAUUGACAUUUGCAUCACGAGUUUGGAGCCAACAGACUCUAAACAAGCGAACAAACUACGCCAGGCAAUUCUCUGUGGAUAUCCAGACCACGUAGCUCAUCAAGUAAAAGGAAAUGAAUAUGUUUUACUUGAUGGAACAAAAUCAUUUUUACCAGGAAAUUCACAACUCAUUGAAAGUCCACCGAAAUACGUUGUCUACAUAGAUAAUGUAAGUAGUGAUGGAAGGAACAGAUUACAGAAUCCAUCACAAAUCGCUCCACAAUGGCUGAUGUUAGUUGGUUCUCCUCUUUUCUUAGUUAAAACUAACCAACAAACUCCUUAUUACGAUCCCUUGUCUGAUAGAGUUGUUUGCAAGACAGAAGGUGAAUACAAAAACAGCGAAAUCGAUGCAUCAAUGGCUGCACAAGUUGGUAAAUGGAAUAUCCCUGCUACUCCUUGCGAAGUACAAGAAAACAAAUACAUGUAUUUCGCUCAAGGUUUCUUGAAAGGUGACGUUUUUGAAGAAAUUAAACAGUUACAUAAAGGAAUGAGUAUGACAAUGAUCAACAAUUACACCGCACCUAACAAUAACAAGAUACCUCAGAAACACCUUGCAAUUGCUUCUGUUCUUAAAUCAAAGGAUAUUUCAACAAAAGCUCAAUUAAUCAAAGAAUUAAAACAAAAUCCAACAUUUUUGUUGAACCAGUUCAUGUAUUGGCUCGAAGAAGAAGAAUACAAGCCACAAGCUGUUAACUUAUGGAAGAAAUUCACAAAAUAA